Messenger RNA from Scatophagus argus, 1562 nucleotides. RefSeq names its product Ras-related protein Rab-33B-like. The transcript has 2 exons. Gene Ontology annotation, biological process: Rab protein signal transduction. The coding region runs from base 48 to 752 and encodes 234 amino acids. Lineage: Eukaryota; Metazoa; Chordata; Actinopteri; Scatophagidae. The record is from RefSeq and is a predicted model, not a curated record. Gene Ontology annotation, molecular function: GTPase activity; GTP binding. Gene Ontology annotation, cellular component: Golgi apparatus; endosome.
CGCGAUGUUUCAGUGCCGGUCACAUCCAGACCGCGAGAAGAUGAGCGAUGGCAAUAGAAAACAAACCUGGGGAGGAAUUUGACACUAUUUUCAGUCUAAAUGACUCCUUAGAGCUUUCUUCUCAUCACGAUUAUGAGACUGCACAGGCUCGGAUUUUCAAAAUAAUAGUCAUAGGAGAUUCAAAUGUGGGCAAAACGUGUCUGACUUACAGAUUUUGCGGCGGCACUUUCCUGAAAAACCCAGAGGCAACGAUCGGGGUCGAUUUCAGAGAGCGGUCGCUGGAGCUCGAUGGGGAGAGUAUCAAGUUGCAGAUCUGGGACACGGCAGGUCAGGAGCGUUUCAGGAGGAGCAUGGUGGAGCACUACUACCGCAGCGUCCAUGCCAUCAUCUUUGUGUAUGACGUGACCAGCCGUUCCUCCUUCCAGAGCAUCCCUGAGUGGAUUGAGGAGUGCAGCCGACACUCUGUGGGGCCCAUGGUGCCGCGAAUCAUGGUGGGCAACAAGUGUGACCUGAGGGACCGCCGGGAGGUCCCCACCUCGGUCGCGCAGUAUCUUGCAGACAGCUACAAUUUCCCACUGUUUGAAACUUCAGCCAAGGACCCUGCUGAGAAGGAACAUGUUGAUGCUAUCUUUCUGACUUUGGCCUAUAGACUGAAGAGCCACAAACCCAUGAGACUGAAGCAGCUGAGUGAGAGUAGUGUCAGGCAGCUGUGGAACCAAAGACAGCAGGAAGCAGCAGCUUGUCAAUGCUGAGGUCACCUUCAUCCUGCCUGAAUGUACUUGUGGUGGGCAUGAAGGUCAUCUCUUCAGGAAUAGUGCAAUGAAAAUCAGCGUGUCUUCCUAACACUAAAGAUGAAUUCAGAAAAGCCUCCUAUGAUUUUGAGACAGAAAGAGAAGGAAACUUCUUAUGGUUUUACCCUUUUCCCUACCUGAUAUAAGGCACAGGGAGUGACAGUAUGCGCCUGUAAGUUUGCACAAUAUUAAAUCAGUAUUUCAGUGAAGUGCAUGACUGCAUAUGGAGGUAUGCUGAACAUUUGUAGCUCAAACUGCACAUAAAAGCACUUGGAUUAAAAAAAAACAAAGAUUGCAAAGUGCACCGUAGCACCUAGUACACUACAACCUAUCUACAGUAUUAAAAGCAGGCUGGGGGAAUUAAGGGACAAAAUAGAUUCCAGUCUUAAGUUACAGGACCAAUAAGAUAAAUUGAAACUGUGAACGAAACUGUACAAUCCUUUUCUUUAAAAGUGACUAGAAUUGAUGUUUGAGUUUAAAUGCAGCAUGAGUUUUGUUGCUGUUGCUGAAUGUGUAUUUUUCAAAUACAAAUAUGAACAUGACAAGCUUUGUGUUGGCUCCUAAGCCUACACAACUGGAGAGAGCUCACUUAAGAUAAAAUGUAGCUGUCUUAAAUCUGAAAAAUGUUAUGCUGGAAGGUAUUAAUAGUGUGAGUAAAGUCAGGACUGAUUGACACUUUUCUUGCAUGCGUACAGUAAUGCAAACUCUUUCCAACAGUGGAGAUUUGUGCCAAUGUGAGGCUGCAAAUCAAUAAAAGUGGUUAUAUCACUA